Molecule: messenger RNA, 531 nt
Organism: Lachancea lanzarotensis
Lineage: Eukaryota; Fungi; Ascomycota; Saccharomycetes; Saccharomycetales; Saccharomycetaceae
Gene: FYV6
Product: LALA0S04e01618g1_1
Exons: 1
Coding region: 1-531 (176 amino acids)
Source: RefSeq, a predicted model, not a curated record
AUGCCGAAAGAUCGUCAAGAGGUGUCUCAACCGCUAAAAUUUGUGAAGGAAGGAGAUGCCGACCUUGAAACGCAACUGCUGCUGGAAAAACGAGAGCGUGCAAAACUAGACACGGAUUAUAAGACCAAAGAAAGGCUGACGCUGCAGGAACAACUACGUCUCAAUGCUAUCUUGAAACAAGAAAGUUUCAAUGCACUGGUCAAAGACCGGAACAGUUUCAACCGAGUCAGCGCAGAAGCCCUUGAUUUUUACAAAAACUUGCGUGAGACGAACGAAACGAAAAACCGGAACUUGGAACAGUCUAUUGAAGCGGAGAGUCGUUAUUUUGAAGUGAAAAAACAUGCUUUAGAGUGUACUACACCACCUCACUCAGCAGCCAAUUUGCGCUCACUUGAUGAGAGUGUGAAGAAGGUGCACGUUCCAGCCAAAAUUCACAAGCCCAAAUCAAGUUCCAAGAAUGGACUCAAGGGUAUUGUUAGGAAAAGAAAGUCAGGGUCUUCAAAACCAGCCGUGGGAAAAAAAGCAGACUGA